UGGCUUUAAAAAAUUAAGUGUAUAAAAUUAAGUGUACAAAGGGAAAAUCCUCUUUCUCUCUACCAAUCCACUGGCCUUCCUCGUCUGUCUUCUCCUUCGCAUCUCUCUCCUUCCAGGUAUCAACUUCCGAUCUGAAUUUGAUUCUGUAAUUUGGGGUCUUUCCAGUGAUAGGUUCAGUUUGUCAUAAUCCAGUGCUUCUGAUAUUGACAUGAUGGAAAUGGACACUAAGGCUGACAGUUUGGUUGGCCCAAGUAAAGUCAAAGACGGCUCGUCUGUUCAGAUAAAGGUGCUGUUCUUUGCCAAAGCUCGAGACAUAACAGGGUUGACUGAAUUAUCAUUGGAGGUUCCGUCAGGUAGUACUACACAGGAUUGUCUAAACCAGCUUGUUGCCAAGUUUCCCGACUUGGAAGAGAUUCGUGGGUGCAUCGUUCUUGCUCUCAACGAGGAGUAUACAACUGAGUCAGCUGUUGUUAAGGACAAAGAUGAGUUAGCCAUCAUACCUCCUAUAAGCGGUGGGUGAAUAUAUAUUUGUUUCAUAUUUUUUUACAAGAACUGAAAGCAUAAAAUUACUUCAAAUCUGUAUAAUGUUUAGUGGAGAACUUGAAUCUGCAACAUUUUUACAAGUGGUUCAUAUUAAUGGUUCAAUUUCAAUGCAAUUUGUUCGUUUAUAGGAUGGUGUUCUAUGGCAAACAGAAUAGUGCCUAGGCCUCUAGAUCAGGUAAGUGAAAAUAUCACGAGUCAAAAGCAUAAAUCAACUUGUAGAUCAUGACAUCCUAAUUGAACUCUAUAUCUUGCAUAAAGCAGACAUUGAAUUCAAAUAAGCUUUGCUCAAAUACAUAAACUUUGUAAUAGUCAAACUAGUGGAAGAGUUCAUUUGGAUAAUACCCCAAAUUAAAGUUGAUGCAAAUCUCUGC
Messenger RNA from Durio zibethinus, 914 nucleotides. Its product is annotated as molybdopterin synthase sulfur carrier subunit-like. Gene Ontology annotation, biological process: Mo-molybdopterin cofactor biosynthetic process. Gene Ontology annotation, cellular component: molybdopterin adenylyltransferase complex; cytosol. Lineage: Eukaryota; Viridiplantae; Streptophyta; Magnoliopsida; Malvales; Malvaceae. The record is from RefSeq and is a predicted model, not a curated record.